This is a messenger RNA of Ricinus communis (castor bean), 544 nucleotides long. RefSeq lists its product as uncharacterized. Gene Ontology annotation, molecular function: fatty acid binding. The record is from RefSeq and is a predicted model, not a curated record. Gene Ontology annotation, biological process: systemic acquired resistance. The coding region runs from base 44 to 403 and encodes 119 amino acids. The transcript is spliced from 2 exons. Lineage: Eukaryota; Viridiplantae; Streptophyta; Magnoliopsida; Malpighiales; Euphorbiaceae.
UAAAAUCCUUUGAAGAGAUCUGUUGAGGCAUUGCAGUGUAGAAAUGGCAGUUCCAAUGAAGUCUCUUUGCUUUGUUAUGUUUCUUGUGCUUCUCGGCGUUGCUGGGUUUAAUCGAGUCGAUGGGGCUGGUGAAUGUGGGAGAUCCACCACUCCUGACAUGGAAGCUUUCAAGCUAGCACCUUGUGCAUCAGCAGCACAAGACACAACUUCUCCAGUUUCUUCUCAGUGCUGUGCUCAGGUGAAGAAAAUGGGCCAGAACCCACCCUGCCUUUGUGCUGUUAUGCUUUCUAACACAGCUAAGAGUUCUGGAGUCCAGCCAGAGAAUGCAAUUACCAUUCCCAAAAGAUGCAACAUUGCUAAUCGUCCUGUGGGUUACAAGUGUGGAGCUUAUACAUUGCCUUGAAGAGCAACAUCAGUCAUGGCUCCCCUUUACUGUACUUCUACUGAUCUGCUGGAGUCUACAUUCUUGUAGCUAGUUAAUUCUAGCUUCUGAAUGUACUGUGAUAUCUAAGCAUCUGAUAAUAAAUAAACUUUUAAUGCUUAA